Messenger RNA from Venustampulla echinocandica, 1200 nucleotides. RefSeq lists its product as uncharacterized. The transcript has 3 exons. The coding region runs from base 1 to 1200 and encodes 399 amino acids. NCBI's taxonomy places the organism in Eukaryota, Fungi, Ascomycota, Leotiomycetes, Helotiales, Pleuroascaceae. The record is from RefSeq and is a predicted model, not a curated record.
AUGGAGCAGAUACCAGGCAUUCAUAUUCCGGGAUCUGAAAACGCCGGCAAUAUGCCACUCGAUAAACCUCCCCUUGAGGGCAAUGCGGUUAACGGUGCUAUCAAGGAAGCAGACUCCAUCCUGACACCCAACGCUGAUGCAAAGGCUGAGAGAUCUGCUGCCGCGGCUCGAUGCUUCAGACGGAAGCGAUAUCUGGAUUGUCUCUACACCCUUGACGAGAAGUACGCCAAGGCGAGCAACCCUCCCCGAAGAAGGAAAAAGCCGUAUCGUCCGCACCCAGAAACACCUGCCGAAAUGGAGAGUUUGUUCCGUGGAGUGCCUCCCCCUCGAGAGUCUGAGUCUAGAUACGAAGGUGGUGCAGGCCCAGUAUUCACGACCUCUAACACAACCCUACUGCCGACUUCGAUUAGUUCUCGCCUGAAAGUGAAGACCCGGAAGACGCUGACGACGAAGAGAGCAAACUCCCUAGAACAAACUGGUAGUUCGUCAGGCAAGCCUGAGGAUAAUAAAUAUAACGAGAGUGAGGAAGAAUACGGCGAUGAGGAAGAUAGUCACCCCUGGAUGCCCUCCUCAAAAGUUAGGGUGGGUGUAGAACAUGAGGAAGGUCUACUCUUUAGAGCGUGGGAUCACAAGUCUGAGUGCCAGAUAAAUGACAGCAAGGUCGGCUUUCUCUCAGGCGCGAGCCGAUUUAUGCUUGGCACAAAAGAAAGUCGCCAGCGAGCGAUUGGCAACCACGCAAAUUGGGGAAACCGCGAGAAGACUCCCUUUAUAUCAAUGACCUCGAACAUUCAGGAGAUUGCAAAUGUCCGAAUCAAGCAGUUGACAAACCGCCAAAUUAAUGCGGGCAUCAGAUCUAACACGAGACUGACAAUAGUGAACGCCUUUGCGCGGGCUGCAGCAGGGAUGCCAAUCCUGCGAAUGAAGGAUGAGCUUGACUACUACCGAGUGGAGACUCCUUACGGCAAUGUUAAAAACUACAAGACCUGGUUCUUUGAGCACGAGUAUUUACUCCCUUUCCGCGUGCCUGUAACCGAAAUCGUGGGCACUUGGUGCUGGCAGGAUAUUGAGAAGUCGGUAGGGGAUAUUAACACUUGGUACAACACCGUGGCGUUGCCUGCGUUUAAGGAGCACGAGAAUGCAAGGAAGGAAGCCCGGACGACUCGUCCUGCUGGCUGCACUUGCUGCGGGGAAUCGAUAUAG